AUGAUUGAACCCAUCGGGAAUCAGUACGUCGUGGCCAGGCCAGUGUAUUCCACAAAGGCUUUUGAGGAAGAACAUAAGAAGAAACACAGACAUCAUAAGACACUUCUGGAUCAUCUCAAAAAGUGGUUCCGCUGUUCUGCACAAAAGGCCAAGAGAAUUGCCCUCUCUUUGUUCCCCAUAGCAUCUUGGUUGCCAGCGUACCGCAUAAAGGAAUGGCUCCUCAGUGACAUUGUUUCUGGAAUCAGCACAGGGCUGGUGGCUGUACUGCAAGGUUUAGCAUUUGCUCUGCUGGUCACCAUACCCCCAAGCUAUGGGUUGUAUGCAGCCUUUUUCCCAGUCAUAAUCUACUUUUUCUUGGGCACUUCUAGACACAUAUCAGUGGGUCCAUUUCCAGUUCUUAGUAUGAUGGUGGGAGCAGUAGUUGUGAGAUUAACCCCAAUAGCCGAUACAGCUGAUCCGACAGUCACUAAUAGCUCAGUGGCUAAUGAUUCAUCACUAGAUGAUCAUAAGGUGAUGGUGGCUGCAACGGUCACAAUUCUUUCUGGAAUCAUCCAGUUGCUCAUGGGGGUUCUGCAGCUGGGCUUCGUGGUGAUUUAUCUGUCCGAAUCCUUAAUCAGUGGCUUCACCACAGCUGCCGCUGUUCACGUUUUGGUUUCCCAGCUCAAAUUUAUUCUUCAGCUGACAGUCCCAGCACAUGCUGAUCCAUUUUCAAUUUUCAAAGUACUAAUUUCCAUAUUCUCACAAAUAGAGAAGACUAAUAUUGCAGACCUUGUGACGUCCUUGGUUAUCCUGUUGGUGGUAUUUGUGGUUAAAGAAAUAAAUCAGCGCUACAAAGCCAAACUUCCAGUGCCCAUUCCAAUUGAACUCAUCAUGACUGUGAUCGCAACAGGUGUGUCAUAUGGCUUUGACUUCAAAAACAGGUUUAACGUGGCCGUGGUUGGGGAGAUGAAAAGUGGGUUUCAGACCCCUAUCACACCUAAUGUGCAGACUUUCCGAGAUACCAUCGGAGACUGCUUUGGCAUUGCCAUUGUUGGCUUUGCAGUGGCCUUCUCUGUGGCCAGCGUCUAUUCCCUCAAAUACGAUUAUCCCAUUGAUGGCAAUCAGGAGUUAAUCGCCUUGGGAGUGAGUAACAUAUUCGGUGGAUCGUUCAGAGGAUUUGCAGCAAGUACAGCCCUCUCCAGAUCAGGGGUCCAGGAGAGUACAGGAGGCAAAACCCAGGUUGCUGGCCUUCUCUCUGCCGUCAUCGUGCUGAUUGUCAUCCUAGCCAUUGGAUUUCUCCUGGAGCCUCUGCAAAAGUCUGUCCUGGCAGCUUUAGCCCUUGGAAACUUGAAAGGAAUGCUGAUGCAGUUCACAGAAAUACGAAGAUUGUGGCGAAAGGAUAAGUAUGAUUGUCUAAUUUGGGUCAUGACCUUCAUCUUUGCCGUUGUCCUGGGCCUCGGUUUAGGCCUGGCUGCUAGUGUGGCGCUUCAGCUCCUGACUAUCGUCUUCAGGACCCAGUUUCCUAAGUGCAGCACGCUGGCUAAUGUUGGCAGGAGCAACAUCUAUAAGAAUAGAAAAGAUUACUCUGAAAUGUAUGAACCAGACGGUGUGAAGAUUUUCAGAUGUCCAUCUCCUAUUUACUUUGCAAACAUUAGUUUCUUUAAGCAGAAACUUAUCGAUGCUAUUGGCUUUAGUCCACUUCGAAUUCUUCGCAAGCGCAACAAAGCUUUGAAGAAAAUCCGAAAACUGCAGAAGAAAGGCCUGUUGCAAGUGACACUGAAAGGAUAUAUAUGUACUGUUGAUGGCUUUAAAGAUUCUGACGAAGAGCUGGACAAUGAUAAUAUAGAAGAACUGGAUCAGCCCAUCAAUACAACAGACCUGCCCUUCCAGAUAGACUGGAACGCUGAUCUUCCUUUCAACAUCAUGGUCCCUAAAAUCAACCUCCACAGCCUCAUUCUUGACUUUUCAGCAGUGUCAUUUCUUGACAUUUCAUCAAUGAGGGGUCUCAAAAUGAUCUUGCAAGAAUUUAUCAGGAUUCAGGUAGAUGUGUAUAUUGUUGGAACUGAUGAUGACUUCAUUGAGAAGCUGGCACGGUGUGAAUUUUUUGAUGAUGAAGUCAAGGACUCAAUAUUCUUCUUAACAAUCCAUGAUGCUGUUUUGCAUAUUUUGAUGAAGAAAGAUUACAGUACUUCGAAGUUUAAUCCCAGUCAGGAAAAAGAAGCAAAAUUUGAUUUCACCAUAAACACAAAUGGAGCAUUACGUAAUCGGGAAUGUCAGGUACCCAGUGAAACAAAAUUCUAA
Delphinapterus leucas (beluga whale) is the source of this 2280-nucleotide messenger RNA. The record is from RefSeq and is a predicted model, not a curated record. NCBI's taxonomy places the organism in Eukaryota, Metazoa, Chordata, Mammalia, Artiodactyla, Monodontidae.